CGCGCCUGGCCCCGCCCCCCGCCGCGAGGACAUGGAGCCGCCGGUGCAGCCGCGUGCGGAGGAGCUGUCGGAGCUGUACCGAGAGCUGAGCCAGCACCCGGGGCUCAGCGCUGCCUGCCUCGGCCCCGACCUCACCACCCAGUACGGGGGCAAGUACUGCAGCCUCUGCACCGAGUGGUCGCAGCGGGACCUGGCAAGGGCUGAGAACAUCAAGUUCUGCCGUCAGUACCUCAUCUUCCACGAUGGAGCCUCCAUUGUCUACUCAGGGCCUGCUGGCACCUGCUCUGAGAUCAAGGACGAGCUGCUGAGCCGGGAGUCCCCCAGUGGGAUGCUGAAGGCCGUCCUGCGCAAGGUCCCUGGCAAGGAGAAGGAGAAGCAGUUCCUGGAGAUCUGGGAUCAGAACCGGAAGGUGAAGAGCAUCGACCUGACAGCGCUGGACAAGCAUGGCAGCGUCUACGAUGAUGACCAGUUUGGGUGCCUUGCCUGGUCUCACUCGGAGACCCACCUGCUCUAUGUGGCGGAGAAGAAGCGUCCCAAGGCUGAGUCCUUCUUCCAGAGCAAAGCCCCCGAGCUGGGCACCUCUGAUGAGGACACGGGGCACCCCAAGAAGGAGGAUGCACCCAUCAAGGGCGAGCAGUUUGUGUACCACGAGGACUGGGGCGAGACGCUGAGCACCCGCAGUGUGCCCGUCCUCUGCGUCCUGGACAUCGAGGGCAACAGCAUCUCGGUGCUGGAGGGCAUCCCAGAGCACCUCUCUCCCGGCCAGGCUUUCUGGUCACCUGAGGACACCGGCGUGGUGUUCGUGGGCUGGUGGCACGACCCCUUCCGCCUGGGGCUGCGGCACUGCACGAACCGCCGGUCAGCGCUCUUCUACGUGGACCUGACGGGCGGGAGAUGUGAGCUGCUCUCUGAGGACGCCAAGGCCGUGUGGUCACCACGACUCAGCCCUGAUGGCUGCCGCAUCGUCUACCUGGAGAACAAUGUCCUGGGCCCCCACCAGCAGUGCAGCCGACUCCGCAUGUAUGACUGGUACACCAAACACACCAGCACGGUGCUGGAGGCUGUGCCACGGCAAGCAUGGGGUGCCUUCCCGGGAAUCUACUGUGGCGCACUGCCAGGGAUGUGCUGGGCGGCCGACAGCCGCAGGAUCCUGCUGGACACGGCCCAGCGCAGCCAGCAGGACGUGUUCGUGGUGGACACAGCAACAGGCACCACAACUUCGCUGACAGCUGAUUCUCCCCAGGGAAGCUGGUCUGUCCUCACCAUCAGCCGGGACCUCUUGGUGGCCAGGUUUUCCACCCCUAGCUGCCCCCCCAUGUUGCUGCUCUCUGAGGACGCCAAGGCCGUGUGGUCACCACGACUCAGCCCUGAUGGCUGCCGCAUCGUCUACCUGGAGAACAAUGUCCUGGGCCCCCACCAGCAGUGCAGCCGACUCCGCAUGUAUGACUGGUACACCAAACACACCAGCACGGUGCUGGAGGCUGUGCCACGGCAAGCAUGGGGUGCCUUCCCGGGAAUCUACUGUGGCGCACUGCCAGGGAUGUGCUGGGCGGCCGACAGCCGCAGGAUCCUGCUGGACACGGCCCAGCGCAGCCAGCAGGACGUGUUCGUGGUGGACACAGCAACAGGCACCACAACUUCGCUGACAGCUGAUUCUCCCCAGGGAAGCUGGUCUGUCCUCACCAUCAGCCGGGACCUCUUGGUGGCCAGGUUUUCCACCCCUAGCUGCCCCCCCAUGUUGAAAGUGGCAGUGCUGCCCGCCGCCGGCCGUGAGGCACAGACACAGUGGAUCUGCCUGCAGGCUUCCCCCCCCGUGCCUGGCAUCAGCUGGGGCAUCCGCACCCUGCAGCCCCCACCAGAGCAGGAGCACCCCCAGUACGGGGGCCUGGACUUCGAUGCCAUCCUGAUGCGCCCAAGCGAGGGUCCCGCUGGCCAGAAGCCCCCCUUGGUCGUGAUGCCCCAUGGUGGUCCUCACUCUGUCUUCACGGCCGGGUGGAUGCUGUACCCGGCGGCGCUGUGCCGUGUGGGCUUUGCCGUGCUGCUGGUGAAUUACCGCGGCUCGCUGGGCUUUGGCCAGGACAGCGUGGCCUCCCUGCCAGGCAACGUGGGCACACAGGACGUACACGAUGUGCAGCUCUGCGUGGAGCGGGUGCUGCAGGAGGAGACGCUGGAUGCUAGCCGGGUGGCUCUGGUCGGCGGCUCGCAUGGGGGCUUCCUGGCGUGCCACCUCAUCGGGCAGUUCCCCGACACCUACCACGCCUGUGUGGUCCGCAACCCCGUGGUGAACAUUGCCUCCAUGGUGACCACCACCGACAUCCCAGACUGGUGCCUGACAGAGACAGGGCUGCCCUACAAACCUGAUGCCCUGCCAGACCCAGCCCAGUGGACAGAGAUGCUGCACAAGUCACCCAUACGCUAUGUCGACCGGGUCCGUGCACCCGUGCUGCUGAUGCUGGGGGAGGAUGACCGGCGUGUGCCCCCCAAGCAAGGUCUGGAGUAUUACCGUGCCCUCAAGGCCCGGGGGGUGCCCACACGGCUGCUCUGGUACCCAGGGAACAACCACGCGCUGGCUGGUGUCGAAGCCGAAGCUGAUGGCUUCAUGAACAUGGCGCUGUGGCUGCUCAAGCACCUGCAGUGCUAAGGGUGCUGACCCCUGCUGCUGACCCCCAAUAAACGAUGUAGUCCAGCA
Molecule: messenger RNA, 2689 nt
Organism: Onychostruthus taczanowskii (white-rumped snowfinch)
Lineage: Eukaryota; Metazoa; Chordata; Aves; Passeriformes; Passeridae
Product: acylamino-acid-releasing enzyme-like
Exons: 27
Coding region: 32-2641 (869 amino acids)
Biological process (GO): proteolysis
Molecular function (GO): serine-type endopeptidase activity
Source: RefSeq, a predicted model, not a curated record